This is a messenger RNA of Alosa sapidissima (American shad), 2835 nucleotides long. It is a transcript of the gene cdc73, whose product is annotated as cell division cycle 73, Paf1/RNA polymerase II complex component, homolog (S. cerevisiae). The record is from RefSeq and is a predicted model, not a curated record. Gene Ontology annotation, biological process: transcription elongation by RNA polymerase II; positive regulation of transcription elongation by RNA polymerase II. Gene Ontology annotation, cellular component: Cdc73/Paf1 complex. Gene Ontology annotation, molecular function: RNA polymerase II complex binding. The transcript is spliced from 17 exons. Bases 41 to 1633 code for a protein of 530 amino acids. Lineage: Eukaryota; Metazoa; Chordata; Actinopteri; Clupeiformes; Clupeidae.
UGUUUUCAAGACCCCGCAGCCACAAGCAAGAGAAGUGAAGAUGGCGGACGUUUUGAGUGUUCUUCGUCAAUACAACAUCCAGAAAAAGGAAAUCGUUGCAAAAGGAGAUGAAGUUAUUUUUGGAGAGUUUUCUUGGCCCAAAAAUGUCAAGACCAACUAUGUUAUCUGGGGAACUGGAAAGGAGGGCCAGCCUAAAGAGUACUACACCUUGGACUCAAUUCUCUUCCUGCUCAACAAUGUGCAUCUUCCUCAUCCUUCCUAUGUCCGCAGGGCAGCUACAGAGAACAUACCUGUAGUCAGAAGACCCGAUCGAAAGGAUUUACUCUCGCAUCUCAAUGGAGAAAGUUCUACUUCAGCAAGUAUUGACAGAAGUGCACCUAUUGAAAUCGGGUUGCAGAGACCAACACAAGUCAAAAGGGCAGCAGAUGAGGUUUCAUCAGAAGCGAAAAAACCACGCAUUGAGGAUGAAGAACGUGUGCGUCUUGAUAAAGAGCGUCUGGCAGCACGUCUGGAAGGACACAAGGAGGGAAUUGUGCAGACUGACCAGAUCAGGUCGCUCUCCGAGGCCAUGUCUGUGGAAAAGAUUGCUGCCAUCAAGGCCAAGAUCAUGGCAAAGAAACGGUCGACCAUCAAAACAGACUUGGACGACGACAUCACCCUCAAGCAGAGGAGCUUUGUGGACGCCGAAGUUGACGUGACUAGAGACAUUGUAAGUCGAGAGAGAGUUUGGCGGACCCGGACCACCAUUCUUCAGAGCACUGGAAAGAACUUUUCCAAGAGCAUCUUUGCAAUCCUGCAGUCAGUGAAGGCCAGAGAGGAAGGCCGAGCCCCAGAACAAAGACCAGCACAGAACCCCACUCAGGUGGACCCCUCCGCAAGAAACAAGCAGCCAGUCCCAGCUGCCUACAACAGAUAUGAUCAGGAAAGGUUCAAAGGGAAGGAGGAAACGGAGGGCUUCAAGAUUGACACCAUGGGUACCUAUCACGGCAUGACCUUGAAGUCUGUGACGGAGGGGGCAUCAGCCAGGAAAGCCCAGACUCCUGCCUUGCAGCCUGUGCCCCGACCAGUUUCCCAAGCAAGGCCCCCACCAAACCAAAAGAAAGGUUCAAGAACCCCCAUCAUAAUUAUCCCAGCCGCCACAACUUCCUUAAUCACCAUGCUCAAUGCUAAGGACCUUCUGCAGGACCUCAAGUUUUUGACGUCUGAGGAGAAGAAGAAGCAGGGCAUCCAGCGUGACAAUGAGGUGCUGCUCCAGAGACGAAAAGAUCAGAUCCAGCCUGGCGGCACCACGCUCAGCGUCACCGUCCCCUACAGAGUCAUCGACCAGCCGCUCAAGCUCGCGCCACAGGACUGGGACCGAGUGGUGGCUGUGUUCGUGCAGGGCCCCGCUUGGCAGUUCAAAGGCUGGCCGUGGCUGCUUCCUGAUGGAUCCCCAGUGGAUAUCUUCGCCAAAAUCCGAGCCUUCCACCUGAAGUACGAUGAGGCUCGGUGUGACCCCAAUGUGCAGAAGUGGGAUGUAACCGUUCUGGAGCUGAGCCACCACAAGCGCCACUUGGACCGACCCGUUUUCCUCCGCUUCUGGGAGACUCUGGACAGGUACAUGGUCAAGCACAAGGCCCAUCUGCGGUUCUGAGAUGGACCAUUGACUAAUGUGCGGAGGCCUUGCCUGAGGCUUCUGGUCUUGCCCUUCACCACCCCCUACAGACAGUCCUCCAGCCAAGACCCCCACCCACCCAGGUCCCCGAGCAGCACUUUGGAUCCCAGUCUGCUUCUCCGCUCGCGUGGCACCAAGACUGUGGGACGGCCCAGCUCGGUGCUGCUGCGACGUUUCUCUGAACACAGGGCUUCAAGGGAAAAUGGGGAGGUGCUCUGAGAGGAAUUGAUGCAGGCUUGCUUCCUCUUCUGCCAGAUUAUCGUCAUGGUCAAUUAUUUUUUUUUUCUUUAUUAUUAUUACUAAUAUUUCUUCUUUCCAGCCCAAAAGCAACUUGGCAUCUAGACAGCAUUUGAUGUCUGGGGAAAAAAAGUGUAAGGUAUCAUGGAAAACUUCUCUUUCCAUUUCAUGUUUUCACUUUGUGGGUUUAGAGGAAAUGGAAUGAAUAAGGACACAUUGGAACUGGCAGUGGCCUUGUACUUCAAACAAACAAACAAAAAUUGUUUAAAAAAAUUGAGACUGUUAGAGCUUCGCCCAGCUCUUCUUUCUGUUUCCUUGAGGGACUUUUCUUUGAUUGUUCCCCAGUUUGUACAUUUCACACAGCAGCCUCUGCUCGUAGAUAGCAUUAACAGAGCAGAUAGAAUUGUAAAUAUUAAAUGCAGUUGAACCAGUGUUUGUAUAUUCCUGGCCUUCUGGUGAUGGGGCAGUGGGUACUGUAGCUCUGGAAAAUGGUGAAUGUGAAAGGGCUUCCACCUCUUUUCCUCUCUUGUGUCCAGCACAGGGGUGGUCACCUCUAUCAUGCUACCAGUUUGGUUUGAACCCCAUGUUAAAAAAGGAAAAAAAAGAAAAAUGGCUGUAUGGUAAUGUAGCACACUGUUACAAAUACAGCACAAUAAGCAGACUGUGAGUGCAGUUUAAACAACUAAAAGAAGGCAAGUGAAAUAUUCUUUUUUUUUUUGGUAUGAUAACGGAUCACACCACUUUGUAAACCUUUUUCCUAUAAUGUGGAAUCACUGCUGCAAUAAAUAAGGAAUGCAUCUCUGGAUUACUUUGAUUAUUACGUCCAUGACUCUUUGACAUCGAGAGUUACUUUUUACAUUGGGGUCAGUGAUACAGUGAUUGAGGGGGGUCUGUUGUUUUUAAUGUUCACAGUGUAUGUGGAUAAUAAAGCUCAAUGUCAGCUA